Acanthochromis polyacanthus (spiny chromis) is the source of this 1140-nucleotide messenger RNA. RefSeq names its product fibroblast growth factor 17 (gene fgf17). NCBI's taxonomy places the organism in Eukaryota, Metazoa, Chordata, Actinopteri, Pomacentridae. The record is from RefSeq and is a predicted model, not a curated record. Gene Ontology annotation, molecular function: type 1 fibroblast growth factor receptor binding; growth factor activity; type 2 fibroblast growth factor receptor binding. The transcript is spliced from 5 exons. The coding region runs from base 329 to 973 and encodes 214 amino acids. Gene Ontology annotation, biological process: cell differentiation; animal organ morphogenesis; fibroblast growth factor receptor signaling pathway. Gene Ontology annotation, cellular component: cytoplasm.
CCAGUGAGCAGCUGGAUCCCGGUGAGACAGAGGGCUUUUCAAAAGCUGAAACUAACCCCAGCAGCCCGUACCAAGCCUGGGAGUCUCACACUCCAACCCCAGCGAUGUAAAGACGAACCCACGGCUCUGAGCUUCCAGAGGAUGUAUGCUCCUGCGAUGAGCAGCUCUUCACCACCCAGUCAGCUGGAUCAGGGCUGUGAGGGCAAAUAACUGCGAGGACAUCAGAGUCUGUGUUGUGGAUGGACAGGUCAGGGAUUAAUUUACCGCAUCCGUCCGGGAUCUAGCUGCUCCAACAUCCCUGUGUUGAUCGGGUGAACUAAGCAGGAGAAUGUAUGGAAUAAACCAGCGCUGCAUUUACAUAUCGUUCAACUUUUUCGUGCUGUGGUGUCACGCUCAGGGGGAGAAUCACCCGUCUCCUAAUUUUAAGCAGUAUGUGAGGACGCAGGGCGCAGUGACGGAUCAGCUGAGCCGCAGACAGGUCAGGGUUUACCAGCUCUACAGCCGCACCAGCGGGAAGCACGUCCAGAUCCACGGCAAGAGGGUCACCGCCACCGCCGAGGACGGGAACCUGUACGCUCGUCUUUUCGUGGAGACAGACACCUUUGGCAGUCGAGUGAGGAUAAGAGGAGCAGAAAGUGGACGCUACCUCUGCAUGAAUCGGAAGGGCAAACUUGUUGGAAAGGCCAACGGACGCAGCAGGGAUUGUAUCUUCACAGAGAUAGUACUGGAGAACAAUUACACAGCCUUCCAGAACGCUGAGUACGAGGGCUGGUAUGUGGGGUUCACCAGGAAAGGGAGGCCCAUUAAAGCGUCGAGGACGAGAGAGAACCAGAGAGAGGUCCACUUCAUUAAGAGGCUGCACACAGGCCCACCUGCCUUCCCCAACACGGACCAAAGCAAACACUUUGAGUUCAUCCGAUUUCCAGCCACACGUCGAGCGAAGCGGAACAGGAAAUCACCUACCUCUUCCUAACACGCAGCAAAAGCAGUGGACUGACGACAGUUUUGAUAUAGGAAGAAACAGAUGUGAUUUUAUUUUUGUAUAUUUUUGAUAGGUAAAAGAUGGCUCCAAUGCCAUCAAUCUAAGGUAAUAUUUCUGUAAUAUGAUCUGUAAAUACUGAAAGAGAGUAAAGCAGAUGG